CUGAACACCAAGCCUUUCAAGAUGGUCCUCCUCAGCAUCCUUAGAAUUCUUCUUUGGGGACUGGUGCUUUUUAAGGAACAUAGGGUCCAAAUGGCAAACACAGGGCAGCCCUCUGCUGCCCUCCUAGCUGAGGCCCCUACCUUGCCCCUGAUUUGGAAGCUGCUGGAAGAAGCCCCUGAUAAGCAGCAGAGAAAGCCACAGGCCCUAGGGCAUCCCAUGCAGUACAUGCUGGAGUUGUACCAGCGUUCAGCUGAUGCACAUGGGCACCCUAGGGAAAACCGCUCCAUUGGGGCCACCAUGGUGAGGCUGGUGAGGCCCUUGGCCAAUGUAGCAAGGCCUGUCAGAGGCCCCUGGCAUAUACAGACACUGGAAUUUCCUCUGAGACUAAACCAGGUAGCAUACCAACUAGUCAGAGCCACUGUGGUUUACCGCCAUCAAUUCCACCUAGCCGGCUUCCACCUCUCCUGCCAUGUGGAGCCCUGGGUCCAGAAAAGCCCAACCAAACACUUUCCAUCCUCAGAAAGAGGUUUUCCAAAACCUUCCUUACUAUCCAGUGCUUGGACAGAGAUGGAUAUCACACAACAUGUUCGGCAAAGGCCCUGGAAUCACAAGGGGCUCAGGGUUCUACAACUCCGCUUCAUGUGUCAACGGCAAAAUGGUAGUGAAGGUCUUGAGCUCCUGUGGCAUGGCACCUCAUCCUUGGAUACUGCCUUCUUGUUACUUUACUUCAAUGACACUUAUAAAAGUGUUCAGAAGGCCAAACUUCCCAAAGGCCUUGAAGAGUUUAUGGAAAAGGACUCUUCUCUUCUCUUGCAGAGGGCCCGGAGAGCAGGCAAUAUCACAUCUAAGAUUCCUGGCCCCUCCCAGGAGCAUGACGGGCCAAAAAGUAACCAGUGUUCCCUCCACCAUUUCCAAGUCAGUUUCCACCAACUGGGCUUAGAUCACUGGAUCAUUGCUCCCAAUCUCUAUACCCCAAACUACUGUAAGGGUGCCUGCCCUCGGGUACUACACUAUGGUCUCAAUUCUCCCAAUCACGCCAUCAUCCAGAACCUUGUCAAUGAGCUGGUGGACCAGAGUGUCCCUCAGCCCUCCUGUGUCCCUUAUAAGUAUGUUCCCAUUAGCAUUCUUCUGGUUGAGGCAAAUGGGAGUAUCUUGUACAAGGAGUACGAGGAUAUGAUUGCCCAGUCCUGCACAUGUAGGUGA
Messenger RNA from Pteropus alecto (black flying fox), 1203 nucleotides. It is a transcript of the gene BMP15, whose product is annotated as bone morphogenetic protein 15. Gene Ontology annotation, biological process: BMP signaling pathway; SMAD protein signal transduction. Bases 22 to 1203 code for a protein of 393 amino acids. Gene Ontology annotation, cellular component: extracellular region. Lineage: Eukaryota; Metazoa; Chordata; Mammalia; Chiroptera; Pteropodidae. The record is from RefSeq and is a predicted model, not a curated record. The transcript is spliced from 2 exons. Gene Ontology annotation, molecular function: growth factor activity; cytokine activity.